UUAUCAUUUCCACAAUUACUAUUCAUCCAUAUAUGCUUUCCUCCUCCGUCGCUUGCCCUAGCGACUAGCAUCCCCAAUUCUGCGUUCUCUCUUCGCAUUCCGCAAGCCUCUGCCUCUCAAUCCUCCAUUUUCUGCAUCAUGGCUCAGACGGCAAGUCGAUCCAAAUUGCGGUGGGGGGAGCUAGAUGACGAUGACGGUGAUCUGGAUUUUCUUCUACCUCCCAAGAAAAUUAUCGGUCCAGAUGAGAAUGGCUUGAAGAGAACUAUUGAAUAUCAGUUUAACGAAGAUGGUAAUAAGGUUAAGAUCACAACCACCUCGCGUACUCGCAAGCUCGCCCAUGCUCGCCUCAGUAAACACGCCAUUGAGCGUCGAUCUUGGGCGAAGUUUGGUGACGCUGUGCACGAAGAUGUUGGCAGCCGCCUCACUAUGGUCUCCACCGAGGAGAUCCUUCUGGAACGCCCUCGUGCUCCUGGUAGCAAACCAGAAGAGCCGAAGGUUGCAGGAGACCCUCUAGCUCAACUUGGAAAAGGUGGUGCUGUUCUUAUGGUAUGUAGGACUUGUGGCAAAAAGGGUGACCACUGGACCUCAAGGUGUCCUUACAAGGACUUGGCACUACAAGGCGAGGGAUUGGAUAAGGCUGCCGCACCAGAGGCUACAGCUGCUGCUCCUGGUGGUGCAACGAAGGGGACAUAUGUUCCUCCAGGUAUGAGAGCAGGGGCAGACAGGACUGGAACCGAUAUGAGACGUAGGAACGAUGAAAACUCUGUUCGUGUCACCAAUCUCUCGGAGGACACAAGAGAGCCUGACCUGCUCGAGCUUUUCCGACCUUUUGGUGCCGUUAGCCGAGUUUAUGUUGCAGUUGAUCAAAAGACUGGUAUGAGCAGAGGAUUUGGUUUCGUGAACUUUGUGAACCGUGAGGAUGCUCAAAGAGCAAUCAACAAACUGAAUGGAUAUGGUUAUGAUAAUCUCAUCCUUAGAGUCGAGUGGGCGACUCCAAGGGCUACUUAAGUUGCCUUCGUUUUACAUGCUUUACUCUUCAAGGUCGUGUGAUUUGGUUACUCUUAUAGCAGGGCCCCCCGCCCAACAUUUUGUUACUUCUGUGUUCUUGAGCUUCCUUACGUUGAGAAAAUGCUAAAUUAACAACUUCCGUGUACUUGGUUGUAAAAUCUUUCCUGCUGUUUAAGUAAUGAUUUUGAUUGCUUAAAGUAUUUUUGGUAUAUUUUAUUGAUUUUUCCUUA
Messenger RNA from Cucurbita maxima (winter squash), 1238 nucleotides. Its product is annotated as eukaryotic translation initiation factor 3 subunit G-like. The record is from RefSeq and is a predicted model, not a curated record. Gene Ontology annotation, molecular function: RNA binding; translation initiation factor activity. Lineage: Eukaryota; Viridiplantae; Streptophyta; Magnoliopsida; Cucurbitales; Cucurbitaceae. The transcript is spliced from 2 exons. Gene Ontology annotation, cellular component: cytoplasm; eukaryotic translation initiation factor 3 complex. The coding region runs from base 139 to 1008 and encodes 289 amino acids.